Molecule: messenger RNA, 384 nt
Organism: Peniophora sp. CBMAI 1063
Lineage: Eukaryota; Fungi; Basidiomycota; Agaricomycetes; Russulales; Peniophoraceae
Source: the annotation of a GenBank genome assembly
AUGGGCUUUAGCGCCCAAACACGCGUGCCCGAUGCUGACGACGAUCACACACAGGCAGUCGAGGUCCGGCUCGGUCCCGCAGGCGCAAAGGCAAAGUACGUUCGCGUCGAGCUCAGGAAGAUCGAGACACUCCCCGCCCCACCCCCAAACUCGUUCUACUCCAUCGUCGGCAGCGAGAACCCGGCCGUGCUCUGGCAGGCCAGCGAGGAGUGGGGCGUCCUCCAGAGCCAAGAUAUACCAUUUACUAUUCGUAUACCCGAGGCUAUCCCUCUCAGCUUGUCCCUCGAGAAGAAUGCUGGUAUCAAAUAUAAGCUUGUCGGUCAAGUCUGUAUACAGGGCAAGGCGUGCGUCCCGCAUUUCCUUCAUCUCAACGCAAUGUGCUGA